Messenger RNA from Ixodes scapularis (black-legged tick), 3765 nucleotides. Its product is annotated as DNA replication complex GINS protein SLD5. NCBI's taxonomy places the organism in Eukaryota, Metazoa, Arthropoda, Arachnida, Ixodida, Ixodidae. Gene Ontology annotation, molecular function: glycogen binding; protein phosphatase 1 binding. Bases 1776 to 2672 code for a protein of 298 amino acids. Gene Ontology annotation, biological process: DNA-templated DNA replication; regulation of glycogen biosynthetic process; double-strand break repair via break-induced replication. Gene Ontology annotation, cellular component: protein phosphatase type 1 complex; GINS complex. The transcript has 2 exons. The record is from RefSeq and is a predicted model, not a curated record.
GGGUGCACGAUCCCCCGUAGUUAGAGCCCCCUGCCCCACCCGGGAAACUGAAAUCAUUCUGCCUAUGUCUACGCUACAUACUUUAUUAAUCGCAAGCAAUGCGUCGGAAGACAUACGUUUGUAGAUCCGAACACUCGCGCGUUGGUUCGUCAGGUGUGUGAGCAGUGAAGGCUUGAAACUCGUCCCAUUAAGCACCUACCGACCUUUUUUGAAGCGGCGCGGCAGGCUGUUUGCUUCGACAAGCUCCGCGAUAACUUGAAGUUCUCCUUGCUCAAAUCUCGCGCACGCGGAAAUGAUGUUCAGGUGCAACGACUGCUAACUAAGGGCCUUUACUAUCUCUAGACAAAGGCUAUGAGGUGAAAGAUAAGGCCGGCGGAGAAGGCGAGUUUAAAAAUACCGCAAUCGGUGUACGUACGGAACGGACGCCGACCGGGCGCUCAGGCACGUGGCACACCGACUCCGUCAAAACAUGCGAACCCUGAAGGCGAGGGGAAGAGAAAAAAAAAAAAGUGAAACGACGGAGUUGUGCAUUCGGUCGUGAAGGCGGCGCCACUCUUGCGGUUUGCAGCAGUUUGGCGCAUCCGUGCUCGCUUUCCUGAAGGUCGCGGCCUUGGUCCCUGCUUCAUGUCAAUUAUUCUCUGACGAUUCGUGUUUGCGGUACGCAGCAAAUAAGGACUCGAUACGAGCCGGGCGUCCGAGCCGCCGUUCGUCCCGCAGCAGGGUUAAUCUUAGCACAGUCGUCGGGGCGGAGCGUGCAGAUAGCGCGAACUGCGUAGUACGGAGGCUCGAUAAGCGUGUCGCCCAGUCGGCGUGUGACGUCGCGCAGUGCGCAGCUGUCGGCGGCACAAGGCACAGGCCCAACGCCGGGUCAGCCGGGUGGCGUGCCCGCGUGCCCUCGGACGUAGUAGUAGCGUUUGGACGCGUGAACGGUGAAUGUGUGAAGCGGCUCGCACGGAAUGCGAGGUUGGCCCUGUUUGGCCCAUUCUAUCGGAGCAGAUCACUCGCGCUGCCGCGUCGCAGGAUUCGCCGGGGCGGCGCGGCACCGGCCCUAUCAGUACUGCGAUUGGCGGACCGGCGCGCAGCACGUGAACAGUACCUGACGCAUGGAGGCGCCCCGUACAGCUAGGGAGACCGGCCGGCCGGCGUUCGCGCCGACCAGUUCGUCGAUGUCGCGUGCCGGGUGUGCAUACCAUCUCUCAAGUCGUUGGGCCUUGCCGCGUUCCUUUAAUGGGAUCCCUGCUUCGGCUCGCCGGCACCGCUAGAUUCAUGAAUUGGCCCGUUGAUUGACUGACUGGUAAGUCGCCACGGCCGGUUGCUGCGGAGCGGCGCCGUGGAGCCGAUGUCGUGGAAAGUGUCGCCCCGUCUCCGCAUCCUCUCGGACGGCUGUCUCGACCGCUCUCCGGGAGGAUCGGGAGCUUGGGGACGAAAUAGUCUUCGGCUUUUGCGUCAUGCGGGUUCAACUAGCGCGCCUUGCAUGGCGCCGCUUUGGCGGAACCUAUUUUUACCGGCCUUUUCUGGCCGGUUAUGUCUCGUUGUGGGUCGUUGUUUUCCUUGACGAUUGAUGGUGAUUUAUAGUCGACUUCCUUGUCGGCGUCGUGCCGGGAGCGGAGUCGCCUAUUCGCACCACUGUUCGAGGACUCAGUCUCGUCAAAGAAUGCCAUAUACGUGAUGCGCAGUGCGGUAUACGCGUGAUAUUUAUAGGGGGAACUGCACUGCUGUGUCUUCGAUGACCUUGGCGAUUUCUCGAGGAACGAAAAAGACGGGCGAGCGGAACCAUGCCCAUGGACCUGGAGAUGGUGCUGUCUGCGAAUCAGCCCCUCUUUGUGGGCAACGGCAACAACUUGUCCGAGUGCCGCCUCAACCCGUGCGUGCUGCAGCAGGCCCCUCCGCUCUUCCAGACGUGCUCCCUUCGGAGGGGCUACCGGCGAGCGUCGACCAACGUGCCCCCCAUCAAGCCCUGCAUGUCUCCCAAGGACGAGCAGGUCCAGAGCGAGCCCACGAGUCCGACGUCUCCGAACCGGGCCAAGCGGCGCGUCUCGUUCGCCGAUGACAAGGGCUACUCGCUUACCCAGGUGCGGGUGAUGCACGAGCCGUCCGACUGUCCGCCCCGGUGGACGGACGAGUUCCUUGCCCAGAUUACCAAGGACAUGCGGCUGGAGGCGGACGCGCCGCUCUGGGAGCCCUCGUUUACGCAGCCGGCGUCGGACUACCUCGAGUUCCGCCAGAAGCUGGAGACCAACUUCAUCUCUCUGGAGAACGUGAUCGUCAAGAACCCAAACCUCAUAACGGGCACCAUCAAGGUGAAGAAUGUGACGUUCGAGAAGCACGUAUUCGUCCGGUUGACCUUCGACUCGUGGCGGACCAUGCAGGACUGUGAGGCCAGCUUUGUGCCCAACGGCCACCUGAGCAACAUGUUCGACACGUUCGCCUUUUCUGUGCCCAUUCCCGUGACGGCGGACUCUGCGGGCGUCGUGGAGUUCUGCGUGUGUUACAGGCACGACGGGGAGGAACACUGGGACAGCAACGGUGGCAAGAACUACCGGAUAGUGUCGACGGCCAAGAAGAAUCCGUGUGCCGUGCGCCGGGUUACCGAAGCCAUCAAGGCGGAUGUGCACUCGUGGACAGAAUUUGCCAGUUGGAAGAACUUGGUGACGGAGGGCCCCUAUUGGUGACUAGUUGCCGCAGGCGCGUCGCUGGUGGGGGCUGUCCUCGCCUUGAACUUGUCCCCUCAGGGUCACUGAGAUCGUGGGUUCCUUCGCCUCCCAGUGCCCUUUCUUAAAGAACACUUAUUGAGUAGGAAAUACUAUUUGCGCUGGCGAGACUGCAUCUGUGGAUUGUGCAAUUGGUUGGUUCAAGAGUGCCAUAACUAGGUAGUUUGCAUUUUGGUAGCGCGCUUUAGCCGGAGGACGUGUCGAUCGAUGAGUCGGCUCAUGAAAUGUGAUUCUAGUCUCAGGUUUCAUUUGUUUCGUGGCUCUCGCUUGGCAUAGUGCUCUGGAUUUUCAGCCUCUGUCUAGUCUCCCCGGAGAACGCUAGAGCGGCUGGCACUGGGGGCGUAUUUUUCUAUGAGCUCCGCGAACUCCUUGUGGUUGAGUGAGCCUGUGUGCCAAGAGACACUAUUUCUGGGGACGUUUGCAAUAGUCGUUUGGGGCGGUUUACAAGUUAACGUUGGGAGAGGGUUGCUUUUAAGCCAUGCAGAAUUUGUACAUACAUACACAUAUUUUUGGGCACUCUAUUUACACCAGGCGUAGACGUUUUAGAAAUGCCUCGCAACUUAGCUUAUACAUGCAUGAUACACAUGCAUGUUCUUGCGCAGCAGCGAACGUGGUCUUGCCGUGCGCGCGUAGCGGUGGUGCGGACUUCCGAAAUGCUCAGGGCCAUUCAGGCCUCAACGAGCGCUUUUGCACAUUUUUUCCUUUUUUUUACGUGUUUGCAACUUCGGCCACGCGAAGUGAACGCAUUCAAUGCGAUGGGUGCCAGCUGUAUCUCAAUAUCUUGGACGAUAAUGCGUGCAUCUUCAGGCUAGUUAUCUUAGUAUCGGUAUCCUGAUGCAUAAGUACAAUGUCAUGUCCCGUUUUUCAGCAGCCGUUAUUUGCUGACGCUCCUGGUACUAACUGUAUAUACGAACGAAUUGUGCUGGUCUUUAGCGUGUGUUCGUUUAUUUUUCUUUUGUGCGUUCUAUUAAUAGUCCUCGCAUUUUAAUCCUACGACGUUUUAGUGCGAUUGCAGUGACUUGUUGAACAAUAAACUUGCUACAUGGUGACGAUA